AUGAGAGUUUCAGCACUCUGGACAGCGCUGGUCUUGCUUCUGAUUCAAGGCACCGCGAGAGCCUGCACAGUCAAGAAACUGAGCAAUAAUACCGGACGCUUUGCCAAUGCCACCUUGGUACGCCUCUCCGAAUACUUGAGUGCUGGGUACAAGAAGGGUGUGCGACCCGUGCGCAACUGGCGAAAUUGCACAAUGGUGGCCAUCGACCUUAUGGUGUACUCUAUCCUCAGUGUGGAUGAGAAGAACCAGGUUCUGACAACAUAUAUAUGGUACAGGCAGGAAUGGACAGACGAAUUCUUGGUAUGGAACCCAGAGGAUUUUGAUGAUGUGAAUCAAAUGUCCAUACCGACUGCGAAUGUGUGGGUGCCUGACAUACUAAUCAACGAGUUUGUGGAUGUGGGGAAGUCUCCGGACAUUCCCUAUGUGUACGUGACCCAUUAUGGACUAGUGCGCAACUACAAGCCUAUCCAGGUGGUGACCGCCUGCACUCUCAACAUCUACAACUUCCCAUUCGACGUCCAGAACUGCAGCCUGACUUUUCAGAGCUGGCUCCAUACCCUUAAUGACAUCGAUCUCAAGCUGAUGAGGAGCGCAGAGGAACUCAAGGUGGACAAGAGUGUCUUCAUGAACCAGGGGGAGUGGGAGCUUCUUCACGUCCUGUCUAAAUACAAGCGCUUCAGUCUGGACAACAUUGACUCCUAUGCAGAGAUGAAGUUCAAUGUGGUGAUCCGACGCAGACCUCUGUUCUACACUGUUAACCUGCUGCUGCCCAGCAUCUUCCUGAUGGUGAUGGACCUGGUGGGCUUCUAUCUCCCUCCGGACAGUGGAGAGAGGGUGUCCUUCAAGAUCACCCUGCUUCUGGGAUACUCCGUCUUCCUCAUCAUCGUCUCUGACACGCUGCCCGCCACCGCCAUCGGGACGCCGCUCAUAGGUGUAUACUUUGUAGUGUGCAUGGCCCUGUUGGUGAUCAGCCUGACAGAGACAGUGUUGAUAGUGCGACUGGUGCAUAAGCAGGACCUGCAGCCCCAUGUACCCCAGUGGCUCAAACACUUGGUGCUGGAGCGGGCCACAGUCCUCCUCUGCAUCCGCAACAAACACAGCCUGUGCUCCAUGCUGUCCAGGGACUCUGACCAUCUGGGCCACUACAAAGAGAACAACAUCAGCCCAGCUCGAUGCAAUCACCACCACCACCUUCACCACACCUGCGAGAGUGGCCGUGGUGGCGGGGACAUCAUGGAGCGGGCUGGGGGCCUGUCUGUGGUGCGUGACAACACGCCGCCCGUCAUGGACAACAUCCUGCAGGAAAUCUCAUCUAUCCGCGGCUUCCUGGAGAAGAGGGACGAGUCCCGGGACAUCGCCAAGGAGUGGCUGCAGGUGGGCUACGUGCUGGACGUCCUGCUCUUCAGGGUCUACCUGGUGGCCAUGCUGGCCUACAGCAUCACCCUGGGGACCCUCUGGUCUGUGUGGCAGUAUGCCUGA
This is a messenger RNA of Oncorhynchus nerka (sockeye salmon), 1479 nucleotides long. RefSeq names its product 5-hydroxytryptamine (serotonin) receptor 3A (gene htr3a). NCBI's taxonomy places the organism in Eukaryota, Metazoa, Chordata, Actinopteri, Salmoniformes, Salmonidae. Gene Ontology annotation, biological process: regulation of membrane potential; chemical synaptic transmission; signal transduction. Gene Ontology annotation, molecular function: acetylcholine-gated monoatomic cation-selective channel activity; serotonin-gated monoatomic cation channel activity. The record is from RefSeq and is a predicted model, not a curated record. Gene Ontology annotation, cellular component: plasma membrane; synapse; neuron projection.